AUGAAUCGCACCUCGAAGCCUCUUUGCAUUACCUCUGCCAAGUCCUCGGCUCCAUUGGAAUCAUCUAACAAUCACAUCAAGGCUCAUAAUGCUGACCAGGAUGCCGCUGACGAGAGCGUGGAAGGUCUCAACUUGGACAAGGAAGAUGACCCUGACAAAGCACAGGAGGGUUCUUCUGGGGAGUUCAUGCUGGUGAUCGUGCCCAUUGCCCCUAUCGAAGAGCUCUGUGCUGAUCGUGGCUUAAACCUCAUUUUCAUGUAG
Molecule: messenger RNA, 261 nt
Organism: Perkinsus marinus ATCC 50983
Lineage: Eukaryota; Perkinsozoa; Perkinsida; Perkinsidae
Exons: 3
Coding region: 1-261 (86 amino acids)
Source: RefSeq, a predicted model, not a curated record